Molecule: messenger RNA, 4746 nt
Organism: Trichoderma aggressivum f. europaeum
Lineage: Eukaryota; Fungi; Ascomycota; Sordariomycetes; Hypocreales; Hypocreaceae
Exons: 2
Coding region: 1-4746 (1581 amino acids)
Molecular function (GO): protein binding
Source: RefSeq, a predicted model, not a curated record
AUGAGUCAUUUGCUGUGGAAAUACUUCUGGGAGAACGAUGUCGACAAGUUUCGGCGUCUGCUGGCUUCGGCUGGUCCCAAUACCCAAGCGACAACAAGGAGUCCAGCCGUAGGCGUUGGGACAUAUCUUGGAGCCAGUCCCGGUAGCAUCGGGACUUCGCCAAGGACUACCACCAAACCGCGUAAGGCGUCAGGUUAUGCCUCUGGCCUUGGCAAAGCAAAAGACGGCAGCUCUGGUCUGAACAAAGCGGAAGUGAACAGUCGUGAUCAUGCCGGACUGACGCUAUUGCUGCGCGCAUCUUCUUCUACCGAUCCGAACGCCCUGGCCUUCGUCCAGGCUCUACUCGACCACCCACAUAUCGACCUGUACGCUCAAGAUCCUGAAAGUGGCUGGAAUGCCCUGCAUAGGUCACUCUACGCCGGAAAUGCAUCAAUCGCUAGAGCGUUAUUGGCCAAAGAGCGUGGAGAUUUAGUCAACCACGCUCUCGGUGCUUUUAACAAGGUUGGCCAGCUCAUCAAGACCAAGGAUCACGAAGGAAACAGUCCAUUUGACCUCUAUAACUCGACAAUUGCUGCGAGAUCAUUACGUCAUACGAUGGUUCAAUCUCUGGCCGAUGAUGAUUCGGACCUCGGCGACGGUGAUUUUGACCAGGGUGCUUCCAAAUUUACGCACUUCAACAAACAUUAUGCAGAGGGAGAUGAGCUUUUCAUGUUUGGAAGCAACAAGAACCUCUCCCUUGGAGUUGGGGAUGAGGACGACAGACAGUAUCCUGAGCGGAUAAUGCUACAACGGUCUGACCAAUCCAUACGCCGCUUCUAUGAAGAUUACCUUACACGGAAGCAUGUGGAUGCACCGCUCGAUAUCACGACGGAUCUCGAAACCAUCCCUGCUCUGGUUCAAAACCGACCCCUGGCAAUUCAAGACGUGGCCAUGUCAAAGCUGCACAGCGCUAUUCUUACAGACGACCCGAUAUCCAACCUUUACGUUUGUGGCGUUGGUCGCGGCGGAAGGCUGGGACUUGGGGAUGAGAACACGCAAUUCAAAUUCACCCCUCUCUCCGGGCCAUUUGCAGACAAAAAGGUCUGUCAGGUUGCACUCGGGCAGAACCACUCAAUGGCAGUCGUUGGAAACGGCGAGCUGUGGACCUGGGGUCUCAAUUCCGAUUCGCAACUUGGCUACGUGCUACCUCCUCCCCUGAGGACAGAUGAAGAGCCGAUGAGCCUCGUCCCGCGGCAGGUUUUCGGCCCUCUCAAGAAGGAGAUUGUCCUUGGUAUCGCUGCAUCAUCCAUACACUCGGUUGCUCACACUGGAUCGUCACUCUACUGCUGGGGCCGCAACGCGGGUCAGCUCGCGCUUAUGGAUUCUGAUUCUAGAUCGCUGGAUCUGCAGCAGACGCCUCGUAAAGUUGCCGCAUCUCUUCUGUCGGCGCCGAUUGAAAUGGUUGCCGCGAUUGAUAGGGCCACCACCUGCUUGUUAUCGAAUCGCCAAGUUUGGGUCUUCACCAACUACGGAUACAACCUCAUAAGGUUCUCCUUUCCCGACGUCGCCCUUAACCGCUCUCUCAAUGCAAGCGUCUUCUCCACCAAGCUUGAUGUAUCACGAAGAGAUAUUCGAUACAUAGCGGCUGGUGGUGAGACGAUCGCCGCAGUCACGGCUCGUGGCGAUCUCUUCACCAUGCAGGUCAGCAACAAGGGAGAUGCUGGAGCCCCAUUUGGCUCCACGACCAACCCCGUCAAAAUUAAGAGUGCGGUUUCUCAGCCGCAGUGCAUAUGGGAUUCGGGAAAAGACGGUGUUACAUCAGUCAGCGUUGGGGAGCAUGGAUCUGUCAUCAUUUGCACAGCAUCUGGCGCUGUCUGGAGGAGAAUAAAACGCCUCAAGGGGAAGAUCGAAUCCAUUGUCGAUUCCGGCGAUGUGAAGAGAAAAGACUUCAAGUUCCAGCGUGUUCCUUACAUCACAGAUUGCGUGGCUGUGCGCAGCUCUACCUUUGGGGCGUUUGCCGCCAUCCGAAAGGAUAGCAAAGUCAUGGCUCAGGAAAUUCACAUUACUGAACAAAAUCUCUGGAACGACAUGGGCUCACUCCUUUGCUUGAAGGAUUUCUACACUCCCGAAGGCAGUUCUGAGAGCGACUCAUUACGAAAAGCUUGGAACGCUUCCAUCGUCAGAGAGGGUCUUGGUACUGUGGCCCAUCGGAUUCUAAGCUCCUCUGAUAUCGAAACGGACAUGCUUCAUUGGCUACAAGCCAACUCGUUCUUAUACGAUACCGACCUAGAGAUUUGCACAACUGCGGCGCCAGAUAUCAGGAUACCGGUGCACGGCUGGCUUCUCUCUGGAAGGAGCUCCGUCCUCCGCCAGGCUUUGUCUGACUUUCGGCUUGAUGGCUUCCACACACAAUUGGACACAUUUACCAUAGAAAACGUCAAUGAUAAUAUGGUACUGACUCUGCUCCACAUUGACGUAUUCACAAUGCUUAAUAUUGUGGUAUAUGCCUACCAAGACAACAUCGUUCCCGUGUGGAAAUACACGCGCGAAGCCCCUGCUCUGGCCCAUCGCUUCCGCCAAGUUCGAUCGGACUUGAUGAAAGUCGCUACGAAGCUCAACAUGCCGAAACUGGAGGCUGCAGCUCGGCUGCAGGCAGGCCUAGAACGGACGCUCGACAUCGAUUUGCAGGAAGCAAUAACCGACCCGUUGUUCUUUGAGGAUGGCAACGUGAUAUUAGAGCUAGAUGGAGACGAAGUGACGGCCCACAGUCAUCUCCUGUGCCAACGCUGUCCAUUUUUCGAUGGAAUGUUCAAUGGAAGAUCACAGGGGCAAUGGCUAGCCGGUCGCCGCGAUGCAACGCAGCAAGUCGAGCCAGUCCGAAUUGACCUGAAGCACAUUCAUCCGGAGACCUUUUCUUAUGUGCUCAACUUUUUAUAUGGGGAUAUCGGCGAAGAAAUAUUCGAUGAAGUGAUGAUUACGUCGAUUGACGAAUUCUCGGAGCUCGUCUUGGACGUGCUCAGCGUGGCCAACGAGCUCAUGAUCGAUCGACUAUCACAAAUAUGCCAAUCCUUGAUUGGCAAGUUUGUAACAAAUCGCAACAUAUCGAAUCUCCUGAAUGAAAUCAGCGCUUGUUCCGUGGCGGAGUUCAAGAACACUGGGCUGGAGUACAUCUGCUUGCAGCUAGAAUCUAUGCUUGAGAACCAUUUCCUAGACUCCCUCGACGAAGAACUCUUGUACGAUCUGGAUAGCAAAGUUCGGGACAAUCAGCUCGCGUGCUUUCCAAUUGCAAAGAGCGGUCGAGCGGAGCUGCUACUUCACGAGAAGUACCCUGACUUGGUAGCUGAUAUUGAGGAAGAAAGAAGGCGCCGUGUCAAAGAGAUGGCAUUUAAGCACGCUCAGAAGGAGGAAGAGAGAAGAUUAUCCUCUGCAUACAAGCCACGCUUUGGGAGUCUGGAUGAUCUCGCGCGAGGGGUAGAGACCCCAGAGAAACUCACCAGACAGUCCAGGAAUGCGCGAAACGAGCCAUUCAGCCCGACUUUACGCCCCAAGGAUUCCCAAGCCGAUAUGAUCUUUGAUAUGGAUGAUGAAGGACCCUCUGGAGGCAGCAGUCUCGUGUCUCCGCAGCUCUCGCCCCCUCUGACUCGCACCGAUACUGAUACUGGAUCGAUCUCAAGGCUCUCGAUAGAAUGGAAGAGCUCAAAGGGCAAAGACAAAGCUGAGACGCCGCAGUCGCCUGUUCCAAGCCUGCCUUCUCACCAACAACCGACUAUCGACUCGGUCACACCCGUUUCCAAAGAGGCUAAGAAUGAUGUAGAAUCCCCAUACUCGGCCGCCAACCCUCCGUGGGCCUCUGCGACACUGCCUACUGCUAAACUGGAUCUGAAGGACAUUAUGUCUGAGGCUUCCGGAAAGUCAGCGUUAACGGCCGCCUUAUCAGCACAGACGACGAAGGACUCGUCUAGUAAACCGCUUUCCAAAAUGUCACAAAAGGAACGGAAGAAACAGAUGCAGAUGCAGCUGGAAUCACAGGUCGUAGCACAAGAGGAGCAAGCCAAAGCGAUACCGUGGGAAACAACAUCGUCUAAGAAAAAUCAGCCACCAUGGAAAGCAGCAGCGCCCGUUCCAAAGACUUCACUGCAGCAAGCUAUGGCAUCUGACGUUGCACAGCGAAACGCAAUAUCUACCAAUGCCAAGCCCCUAGUCGCAUCCGAGUCUAAUCCUCAAUCCGCGCAGAGACGGACAGCUUCCCCGGAUACUCGAUUCCCCGGACAGGGGCGUCCUGGUAACCCACAGGUAACAGCCCAGACAGGCGCUGGAGCGGAAAGUCAACCGCAGAAGCCUCUGAUACCCCACUCGAAAUCUUACAUUAAGCCGGCACAAAAGACGGAGGCGACAUUGGGGUUGAGCAUGGCAGAUAUCAUCGGCCAGCAGCAGAGAGAGCAGCAGUUGGUCAAGGAGGCAGUGGCAAAGAGAUCUCUCCAGGAGAUCCAACAAGAACAAGCCUUUCAAGAGUGGUGGGACCAAGAGAGUCGUCGUGCGCAGGAAGAGGAGGCUAGGCGGCACAGUCGAGCAAAGGGUAAGGAAGAGCAGGGAGGAGGAAGACGUGGCCGCCGGGGAAGGGGCGGGAAGGCUCGAAGCAGCGAACAGUCGAACAAUCAGCAGCCUGGCGUUGAAGACUCAAUCACGAGCACAAAAGAAGCACCCAGGACCGGCGGUAAUGCAUCUCGGGGCCGAGGUAGAGGGAAGACGAACAGAGUUGGGAUGUAA